AUGCAAGUCACGCGUUGUGGCAUUCACGCCUUCCAUGAGACACUGGGCAUCGACGUCGAUGAGAUCCGUUUCUACUGGACUCUUCACUCUGAUCUCGCACAUGCUGCACAAGUCGCCUACAGAGCGGUGGUUGCUCUGAGCCCAGACGCGCUCGAUCAGCGGUCUCACUCAGACAUCGUCUGGGAUUCGGGCAGAGUUGAGAGCAAUGCUCAGAGAAACAUCCUCUGUAAGCCAGAUGGUGGCUUCAAGUCAGCGAGCUUCCACUACUGGAAGGUCACUGUUUGGGACCAAGAUGGCCAGCUUGUGUCUAGCGGUGUCAACGAAUUCUUCACUGCGUAUCCCAGAUCAAGCAGACUGUUGCCGCCCUACAGCAUGAACCAGACAUACAUGCCCCAUACCAGUUUAAUCUUUCGCGCGUGGUUUGAAGACGAGCCCAACCGAUGGAAGGGAGUAUGGAUUGGAGAUAGCAGCGACAAACCCUUCUACCUUCGCAAAUCUCUCCAUCUAGACCGCAAACCCACACGAGCUGUCGCCUUCGCAUCGGGCCUCGGUCACUUCAACCUCUCGUGCAACGGCAACCCGGCCUCAAACCACGUCCUCGACCCGGGCUGGACCAACUACCACCGCACCGUCCAAUUCGUCGCCUACGACCUUAGCAAUGUUCUCACGAAGGGCGAAAACGUCCUAGGAGCCCACGUCGGCAACGGGUUUUACGCGGGUGACCAAGGUGAUCGGUUCUUCUGGCCCAUGUACGAAGACAACACCUACGUCCGCUACGGAAACGAACUCUGUUUCUUCGCCGAGCUGCAUCUCUUCUACGAGGAUGGAAGCAGAGAGACCAUCAUCACUGGCCCUGACUGGAAAACGAGGAAGAGCGCCACUACGUUGGCGAAUAUCUACGCCUCGGAGAACAAGGACCUGCGGAACUACCCCAUCGGCUGGGAUGCACCGGGCUUCGAUGAUUCGGAAUGGAAGGCCGUGACUCCCGUCACAGGACCCAGAGGAAAGCUCAAGUACCAGAGUCAGCCGCCCGUCACUUUGCACGAAACCUUUGAGCCCGUUUCGAGGAAGACUCUGGAACCCGGUGUUGUCGCAUUUGACCUGGGCCAGAACGCGUCGACGAUGGUUCGCAUCGAAGUCAGCGGUCCCGCUGGCGCUGAAGUCAUUGUUAGAUACUCGGAGAGCAUCGACGAGACAGGCAGGGUGCUGAUGCCGGAUCCCUUGUUCAAAGAAUUUGAGACGAAGGUCUACUCCAAGAUCACACUAGCAGGAACUGGGGGUAUCGAGGUCUGGGAACCUGACUUCAGCUUCACGAGUGCUAGAUACAUCCAGGUCGAAGGCGUCUCACUCGAUGCCGGAGGAGACCUCCCGGUCGUUCAUUCUGUUGUCGGUCGCCACGUGUCAUCUGCUGCCCGCCGCCUGGGUACGCUGAAGACAGAUGUUGAGGAUGCCAACGCGUUGGUCAACAUGUGCUACUGGUCAUUCGUCAGCAACCUCUUCAGUUAUCACACGGACUGUCCACAGAUUGAAAAGUUCGGAUGGCUUGAAGUCACGCAUCUUCUCGCGCCAGCGACCCAGUACAUCCGCGACAUUGAAGCUUUGCAUUCGAAGAUUCUCGACGACAUAUUCGACACGCAGGAGUACAACGGUCUGGUCCCGACGAUGGCCCCGGAGAUCCGAUACAUGUGUGGGCCUCUUCACGACACCAUCACCUGGGGCGGUGCCAUCGCUCUGAUUCCCGAGAUCAUCAAGAAGUACUACGGCUCCACUCACAUGUUCGGCAAGAUGUACCAGCCAUGUGUGCGUUACAUGGAGUAUCUUCACACGAAAGAGAGACAUGGCGGUCUUAUCGAGCACGGGCUCGGUGACUGGGGUCGUGACAUCGCCUUCGGAAACCACCAAGCCAACAUCGAGACAGCGAUCUACUACAGAUGUCUUCGUAAUGUUGAGCUGAUGGCGCGAGAGUUAGGAUACGUCCAAGAAGAGAAGCGGUUUAAGGAGUGGGCAGACCGAAUCUAUCAGGUUUACAAUCGCCAUCUUCUUGUUUCCGAUAAGAGGGAACACCCUUACGCCUUCUACACAUCACUCGACAACCCCGGCACACACGACCGUACCAUGAUUGCUCAGGCGAUGGCUCUUCAGUUUGGUCUAGUCCCAGAAGAGCACAUCUCUGACGUGCAGCAGGCAUUCGUCGAUGACGUUUCUGACUGCAGGAUCCGAGCUGGCGAGAUCGGACUCAAGUGGUUGUGGAACACCUUCACGGACGUAGACAGACCAGACAUUGUCAUGGCCAUGGCUCGACAGGAGGAGCAUCCCUCGUACAUGCGUUUCCUGAGGCGCGGCGAGACUACCUUGAAUGAGUUCUGGCAGGAUGCCUGCCGCAGCAAGUGUCACGACAUGCUGGGAACGAUCUACGAGUGGUUUUACGAGGCGGUGCUCGGUGUCAAGAUUGAGGAUGACGCUUACAAGACUUGGACCUUGAAACCUCCUCUGAAGUCGGAGUUCAACCUAGUCGAAGGGACUUUCGAGUGCCCGUACGGCUUGAUUGAGGUUACCUUCAAACGCGAGGGCGAGGAUGUGCGCAUGAAGGUGACAGUGCCUACGAGCACGACAGCGACUCUAUUGUUGCCGAAUGAAGAGAGUGCUGUUGAGAUUACCAGGAAAGGGGGAGAUGGAAACAGCAGAGCUUCCGGAAAGAAAGUGAAGCUUCUGCCUGGGCAGUAUGAUCUGGUGCUGUAUCCUUAG
This is a messenger RNA of Colletotrichum karsti, 2745 nucleotides long. Its product is annotated as alpha-l-rhamnosidase. Gene Ontology annotation, biological process: carbohydrate metabolic process. The transcript has 2 exons. NCBI's taxonomy places the organism in Eukaryota, Fungi, Ascomycota, Sordariomycetes, Glomerellales, Glomerellaceae. Bases 1 to 2745 code for a protein of 914 amino acids. The record is from RefSeq and is a predicted model, not a curated record.